UGUUGAAACCCGUCAUGUAUAGAUCGGAGGCACCGAAAAAGUGCCGAUUUAAGAGGAAAUAUUUAGAGAACCAAGUUGCGCUCCAUGGGAAAUAUCCAGGCAGGAAAAGAUAGGUUGAACCAGAACUUUUUAUAUCACUUCGGAAGCCUGGCAAAAUUUGGCAAGGACUAUUCGCUGCAGUGCAUGCUGAAAAUGAAUAUCUGGUGCUACUUCUGGGAAAGAUUAACCGUUACAAGGUGGUGGAUUGCUCGGCAAAGACAGAAUGUAGGCUUCUGCAGGAUUCGGUCCGGGAGGAAUUUUUACGGUAUCGUCAGGCAAGUUACGACGACCGUUGCAUACUCGAAUCAGGUUGACCCAUCUCAAAUUCAGGAUGCCUGUGUCGACCAAAACCAGGCGAUUAAGACGACACGUUUAACACAUUUAUCAGUGGAAUUUGUCGAUGAUCUGGAUCGCAUCCGAAAAUUGGCCGAUUUCACUGAUCUGCAGAGUAUACGGAUUCUGUACACAUUUGGAGGCAACUCUGGGGCAUCUUUGGAUCGAUUGAUUGCGCAUUUCAGACCAUUAUGCGACAAUGAAACCAUCUACGAAAUCUGCCGACGCAACUGGACGACUUGGUAA
Molecule: messenger RNA, 618 nt
Organism: Uranotaenia lowii
Lineage: Eukaryota; Metazoa; Arthropoda; Insecta; Diptera; Culicidae
Exons: 3
Coding region: 85-618 (177 amino acids)
Source: RefSeq, a predicted model, not a curated record